This is a messenger RNA of Pundamilia nyererei, 662 nucleotides long. RefSeq names its product voltage-dependent calcium channel subunit alpha-2/delta-1-like. Lineage: Eukaryota; Metazoa; Chordata; Actinopteri; Cichliformes; Cichlidae. The annotation marks the transcript as partial. The record is from RefSeq and is a predicted model, not a curated record. The transcript is spliced from 8 exons. Gene Ontology annotation, cellular component: L-type voltage-gated calcium channel complex. Gene Ontology annotation, molecular function: voltage-gated calcium channel activity.
GAGCUUGGCCUGGUGAUCACUGGAACGCUGCCUGUCUUCAACAAAACCGGCAUAGGCUCAAAGAAGCCUCAAAACCAGCUUAUCUUGGGGGUUAUGGCGAUAGAUGUGUCCCUGGAUGAUAUCAGGAGACUGACUCCUCAGUACACUUUUGGUCCAAAUGGCUACUACUUUGCCAUCGAUCCAAAUGGAUACGUGUUGCUUCAUCCUAAUCUGAACCCACAGACCGCCAAGUUUCAUGAACCUGUAACACUGGAUUUCCUAGAUGCAGAGAUCGAGGAUGACAUCAAAGUGCAGAUAAGAAAGCAAAUGAUUCAAGGUGAAACAGGAAGUGCGACUAUAUCUACACUGCUGAAAUCAACAGAUAAGCGUUACAUCGAUCGAGGUCAGAGGAUGUACACCUUUGCGCCGGUGAAGGGGACUGACUACAGCCUGGCCCUAGUCCUGCCCGAGUACAGCAUGCAUUACAUCCGUGCAACAAUUGGCGACACAAUCACCCAGGCUAAAUCGUUUUUGGGCAAGUAUUCUCCUCCUGUUUUUUGCCUCACAGCCCCUGUAUUCUUUGUAUUCUCUUAUCACCGGCAGACUUUGGAUGUAACGUCUUUUCCUUUGGUUCACUCUGUCUGAUGCGGCGGACUCACAAAGACGGAAGCAUUUUGUUCUAA